AUGGCAGCCUUCCCUCAGACGUUCACCUCUACAGUGUCGCACUGGCAAGCCACAAAUCGCGGUCCAGAUGCACUAUAUGGGCACGGUAAGACAGAUUCCCUUCCGACAGGGGUUGUGGACUAUGUGAUCAUUGGCGCUGGACUUUCUGGUGCCAGUCUCGCUUAUCACCUCUCCAGACCUGGUGUAUGUGACGACAAGCGGAUCGUCGUUUUGGAGGGCAAAGAUGUGGCAUCAGGAGCCACUGGACGAAAUGGAGGACACAUUGCCCCUUAUUCCUUCGCUUCUCUUUCCGGUUUUACCCGUCCAUUGGAGGCUGGAGGAAGUGGACUAACGAUGGACGAUGCGCUCGAUAUAAUGAAGAUGGAAGUCAGAAAUCUGGACCUAGUCACGGAGAUUGUCAUGCGCGAGAAAUGGGACGUGGACCUGUGGAGAGGCGAAAAGCUAGAAGUGGUCGAUACCCUUGAAGAGAAGGAGGUGAUGGACACAUCCUAUGAAGUAUGGAUCGAGGCAUUGAAAACACGGCGUGACGUCCCAGAUUGGGACUGGGUGACGGAUGAGGCAGAGGCAAAUCGAGUAUCCCGACAUCCCAAGGCCAUAGCAUUCUCAAGGGGCAAAGCAGGGUCGGUCCAUUCGCACAAGCUCUGUACGGCAUUCAUGAAGAGCGCCUUGGCUUCGGGCCGAGUGGACCUGUUCUCAUGGUGUCCAGUGCAAAGUAUCGACAAAGGACCUAACGAAGGUUGGAACGUCCAAUGUCAUGAACGAGGUGUCGUCCGUGCCAACGAGGUGAUAGUAUGCACCAACGGAUACACUCGUAAUCUAUUCAAGAAUCACCCAAUCUCGGACCACUUAUCACCGUACCGUGGACACGCAACGCAGGUCACUCCGACCCUGCCUUACUCUGGCCCAGGAGCUCUGAAACACACACUAUGUAUCGAGAACGGACCUUAUCUCAUCUUCACUCCCUCAUCAGGAUGGGUCUUUGGUGUCGGAUACGCCGAUAUAAUCCGACAGAAAGCGGGCACCCAUGACGAUGUCAUGGGAGCAACGGAUGAUGGUAUCGUACCGGAGGGGAUCAAGCAGUGGCUCGCAUCGUACUGUAAGGAGGAGUUCGAGGGCUGGGGCGAGGAGGCUCCCGGAGAAGGAGCCCAGCGGUUCUGGAGUGGCAUCCAAUGUGCGUCAAGAGAUAGAUUACCGCUUGUUGGGCAGGUUCCCGGCUCACCGGGCCUCGAAGAGGCAGUGGGCGUAUGGGAGCCAUCAGAUCCGGUCAUGACCUGA
This is a messenger RNA of Kockovaella imperatae, 1275 nucleotides long. RefSeq names its product FAD dependent oxidoreductase. Gene Ontology annotation, molecular function: oxidoreductase activity. Gene Ontology annotation, cellular component: cytoplasm. Bases 1 to 1275 code for a protein of 424 amino acids. The record is from RefSeq and is a predicted model, not a curated record. The transcript has 9 exons. Lineage: Eukaryota; Fungi; Basidiomycota; Tremellomycetes; Tremellales; Cuniculitremaceae.